Molecule: messenger RNA, 834 nt
Organism: Purpureocillium lilacinum
Lineage: Eukaryota; Fungi; Ascomycota; Sordariomycetes; Hypocreales; Ophiocordycipitaceae
Biological process (GO): polyketide metabolic process
Source: RefSeq, a predicted model, not a curated record
AUGAGCCAGCCUCCAGCACGAAGCAUUGUUGAGUCGUGGGCGGAUGCCCUAUCACGGCGCGAUUAUGACGCCGCACGCGAAAUGCUGUCUCCCGCGUGCAACGUCUUGCUCAAUGGUCUCUCGCUCGACAGAGACGGGUACAUGAACGACCUAAAGAACGCGCUCGGUCAGUCGCCAGUGCGCGUUGCUGUCGAUCUCGUCAUCAUCGAUGAAAACGACCCCAACCGCCUGGCAGUGCGUUUCGUUCACCAUGGUAAACACCAAGAUGGGGCCUCGCGGAAACAGGCAGAGCACGCCUUCGUCUGGGUCAACCAGAGCGGCAAAAUUACGAAUAUCGUGGCCACUGUGGAAGACAUGACACACGAGGACUCGGAUCGGGACGUCGCCUCGUCACCAACUUCUCCACAGCGCCAGGCACAUCACGGUGGUGAUCUCACGCAAUUCUACCGCGACUACAUCCACACCAUCAACAGCCUGACAAUGAAGGAACGCCUGCACGAAUUCUGCCAGCCAGUCGUGACGCACAACGCGCGCCGCCUAAGCAUAGACGAGUACCGCCUCAUGAUUGAGUCCAGCUUCGACGAGAUCCGCGGCCUGCACUUUUCCAUCGAGGACAUCAUCGUCGACGACGAGACGCAGCAGAUUGCGGCCCGCAUCGGCUUCACCGGCGUGCCUGGCAAGGCGUUCCGCGGCAUUGCGCCCACGGGGAAGGAAGUCCGGUUCGGCGAGCAUGCGUAUUAUCGACUCGAGGACGGCAAGAUUGUGCGUGUGCGGUCCGUUCUGGAUCUGAGCUCGUACAGGAGGAGCAUCCUCGGCGGCGACGGCGAGGCAUGA